GGUGCUGAGCAGACAGAGGUGACGAGGACAAUGUGGGCAGGACCCUUCCGGUCAGAGAAAGGAGUUGCACGGGUAGAAAAAGAAGAUUGGAUGACCCCGUAGGCUGAAUUGGAAACUAGGAGGUUCUGCGACGGCUGGCCUGUAAACCCUUCCUGGUGUCAAGGGCAUGAGAGUCGGGAAUGUUCCAGCCCGAAGGAGACUGAGGCAGCGCGACAGCUGAACACAGCGCAUGAUGCGCACGUGGACCCUCCUGCUGGGAAAGUCACUGUGGGGACAGCCCUGCUUGGGGUCCUGAGCAGUGGCUGGCAGUCAUGGACCACUGCUCGUGGCCUGGCUUCGUAGUGCCCUUGGUUCUGUGGGGGACACACGGGGAAGUGUCCCAGGUACGGGGUGCCAGGUUAGCGAGUUAUUCUCACAUGAUUCCGGGAAAGGGUCCUUUGUGUUAUUCUAACCUUUCUGUAACUGAUCGCUUCAGAAUUAGAAGCCAAACUAUUGAGCGCCUCACUGAGGGAGUAACCGCCACAGAGAAAGUGUCCCCUCUUCAGCGCGCGAGGGGUGUGGAUGGGGAGGCCCCCGUGAAGGACUGGUGUGUCCCACGCUUGCUGGCUUUGUGGUGACUUUUAAACAGCACACAUCCAUUUUACCCCUCCUGUGCAUAUACAUGUCAUACUUAAAAAUGAGGGGCUCUGUGAGUUUUCCCUUAUGUGGGGUACACGGAACAGGGCCAUCUGGGAGCGGGGCUGUCCUGUCCUGGAGGGCAGGGCCGGCGUCCUCGUCACUUACCCUCAGCACCUGCGAGACACUCGGCUGUCAGGAGCCGUUGACAUUCCAUAGGGUGAGUAUUCAGUGUUGCGGGAGGUUUACUGUUUCAGGUCCUUUGCACACAGCUCCCAGUCUUGCUCCCGGGCAGCAGGCAGGCUGGGAGGCCGGGGCCGCGCCUGCUGCGGGGCCGCGUGGUGAGUGGCGUGAGAAAGUGGGGUCCGUCAGUUCACUGUUUGCCUCAAAAACCCGCUGCGAGAUUCUCUGCACCGGCCGCUUUGCUUUAGUCUCCGUUUGAUGUUCAGGUUUAAACUGAGCUACAAGUAAGUAAACUUAUUCUGCCAAUUUGACUCUUUUUAGGGGGCCAUGAUACUGUCGAGGCUGUUCUCAGCAAGACCGCGGACCGUGUUGGAGGGCGCGGGGCGCCAGCUGCCGUCCACCCUGGCUGGCCCUGCACCCGGCCGGCGCCCCCCGCGGCAGGCUGCUCCCCGGCUGCUCUCGGCGGGCCACGCAGACUGCACCAAGCAUCAGGAGCCCCCCAGGAAGAAGCUGCUCUCCGAAAAAAAGCUGAAAAGGCACUUCGUAGACCAGCGCAGGGUGCUCGUGCGCGGGGGGAACGGAGGUGCUGGCGCAAGCUGCUUCCACAGCGAGCCACGGAAGGAGUUCGGAGGCCCGGACGGUGGGGAUGGAGGUGACGGCGGCCACGUCAUCCUGAGAGUUGACCAGCAAGUCAAGUCUCUCUCGGCGGUCCUGUCCCAGUACCAGGGUUUCCACGGAGAAGACGGCGGCAGGAAGAACUGCUUUGGGCGAGGUGGAGCUGUCCUCUACAUCCGGGUCCCCGUGGGCACCUUGGUGAAGGAAGGAGGUGAUGUCGUGGCAGACCUGUCGCGCCCGGGUGAGGAGUACGUCGCGGCGCUGGGGGGUGCGGGAGGAAAAGGCAACCGCUUCUUCCUGGCCAACGACAACCGUGCCCCCGUGACCUGUACCCCUGGACAGCCGGGUCAGGAGCGAGUUCUCCACCUGGAGCUCAAGACAGUGGCCCACGCUGGGAUGGUUGGCUUCCCCAACGCCGGGAAGUCCUCGCUGCUGCGAGCCAUCUCGAACGCCAGACCGGCCGUGGCUGCCUACCCGUUCACCACCCUGAACCCGCACGUCGGCAUCAUCCACUACGAAGGCCACCAGCAAGUUGCAGUGGCAGACAUCCCUGGCAUCAUCCGAGGUGCCCACCAGAACAGGGGCCUGGGCUUCGCCUUCCUCAGACACAUUGAGCGCUGCCGGUGCCUCCUGUUCCUCGUGGACCUUUCCCUGCCGGAGCCGUGGACGCAGGUUGAGGAUUUAAAAUACGAGCUGGAGAAGUACGAGGCGGGCCUGUCCCAGAGACCCCAUGUCAUUGUCGCAAAUAAGAUCGACCUCCCCCAGGCCCGGGCCAGCCUCCCCCUGCUGCAGGAGCGCCUGGGACAGGAUGUCAUCGCGCUGUCGGCAAUGACCGGGGAGAACCUGGAGCUGCUGCUGCUGCGCCUGAAGGUGCUGCACGACGCCGACGCGGAGGCUGAGCUGCGCCAGGGCCGCCAGCCGCUCCGGUGGUAGCCGGGGCGCUGCCGUCACCAGCCCCCGAGGACCAGGAGCUGGCGCAGGGCGCGGGUACCGUGUCCGCGGAAGGCAGCGCGGCCUCCAGGCCCCACACAGGCACACCCGAGUGUAAACCGUCAGUGGCUUUGAGUGUGUAAGAGAAGGCGCUUUGUGAACGUCUGGGCGUCCGUGCUUCUGGCUCCUGCGUCACCUUGGGGCCCCCCAUCAGUGCCCCCGACCCUCUGGCCUGAGAUUCCCUGGGGUGGUGGAACUUUCUGUGCCCCCAACUCCCAGCCUGCCACACCCCUUGUGUUGCACCCCUGUCACCUGCUGAUUUGCUGGGGUUGACUCAUCUGUGCUACUGUCACUCCUAAGCAGGGCCAGCACUGCUGCUGCCGGACACUGCCAGGUGCUGCUGUGCGGGGGCUCCCGGGGGGCCCAACAGGAGGGCGUGGCAGAGCCCAGGGCCAGGGUGCAGACCCUCAGCACUGUGCCCUCUCUGCCCUGGCUUGCUGCGGAGGUGGACCUCUGGGUUCCACAGUGGGAUCGGGUCUGCCCGCCCACCCAGCAGCCCUGCCGGGCAGCAAGGCCCAGGCCAGUGUCUUGGGGCUGCGCCCUGCUGCGUGAGGGGCCCUAAGGACAGGAAGCAUUUCCCCGCCAGGGCAGCAGCAGGUGCGGCUCUGUGCUUUCCUCGGAUGUCGCCGUCUGAGGAGAGCAGGAAGGGCCAGCUCCUUCCUGUUCUCAGAACGCCGCGCUGCGCCAGCCGCAUGCCAAGAAGCCUGGCGGCUUCGCGGCUGAAUGCACCCAGCGUCUGACCCGGCCGCGCCGAUCCUGGCUCAGCUUCAGCAUGUGCACGUGAGGUGUUAGCCGGAGGGGCGCAUGCCCUGGCGUUGUCAGCGAUAUUCCCAACAGGUGGCUGCGGCACGCACAGGUGUGGUUGGUGCCUCACGCCCGAGAACACGGGGCUGCAGCUCCACUCGGCUCCCUGUGCUGUAAUUUGAGGAGAACCCUCGUCCUGGGCCAGGUGGUUACCUAGCCUCACCGGAUCUCGUGGGGAACGAGUCCAGCCGUCUUCCUGAGGCUGGGCAGCAGCUGCAGGAGUCUUGUGUUUGCCCCUGAAGCGGCCGCGCGGUAGAAAGUGGCCUCUUUCCUGCGUGUGGGUGAAGUCUGCGGCCACCACAAAGGACUUGUAGAGUCAAACCAGGCCUGAGAGCGUCAAUUACCUGUGGCUUUCAUCUUCCUGCUGGGCACUCAGGGUGCCGCCCCGCCCCCACCACGGAGCCCCCAGCCUGGCCUCCCCGCAGGUUAAAGCCCUUGCGGCCUCCCUCGUCAGACUGUUCUGGGGACCCGCCAGCUGUCCUUUGCUGAGCUUUCAUCCCCACGUGGGGAGUCACAGGCACUGAGGUUGCUCGAAAUUCUGCUUACUGCAGAAGCCACGCGGCAGGCAUUUGCCACCGUGCUUUAAGAGCUGAUCGUUUUUCUCUCUACCACUCUCUUGUCUAAGGUGGUAAAGCUAGACUCAGUUUCCCCACAGAGUUUUCUGGUUCCCAUCUUUUUGGUUUAGAAACAAGUUUUUGCCACAGUCUUUUUAAAAUUGAGAUAUAUAAUUCACAUAGUAUAAAAUCCACCCCUUUAAAGUGUACAAUUUGGUGGCUUUGGUAUAUUCAGAAGGUUGUGCAACCAUCACCACCAUUCCAGAACAUUUUCAUCACCGCAGAAACCCUGUCCCGAGUGGCAGUCACUGCCCACCCCACCGCCGGUCCCCGGCACCCACUAGCCCACGUGCCGUCCCCAUGGAUUUAUCUGUCUGAGUGGAGGCUCAGCCGUUGCUGAGGGGGUCAGAGCUGCCUUCCUGAGUCCGCAGAGUGCUCGCAGGUGGGGGGCGGUCCCUGCUCUCGGCACCCACAGGGCGCUCGGGCUGCCCCUGGGCACAGGGUCUUGGUCCUGUUCCUGACUGUGCCCCUGCAGCCUCAGAGGACCCGGCGCAGAGAAGGCGACCGGUGAAUACUGGUGGGAUGAACAGGUAGGGGUGGCUGGGAUGGGGUGUGUUUAGGUUUCUCUGAGUUUGAAACUAUUUUUAGAAGGCAAGUGUGCUAAAAGACUCACACUGAAAAACAACAGUCCCUUAUUUGUUUUUUGAGACGGGGUCUUGCCGUGUUGUCCAGGCUGGUCUUGAACUUCUGGGAUUACAGGCUUGAGCGCCGCACCUGGCCCGGCCCCUGUUUCAAAUAAAGUUUCACCUGCCAUGCGUCAGUCUCUCCCCCCGGAUCCCGCUGUGCGCCGUCGCCUGUGCCUGCUGUUUGCGCGAGAACUGGUCUCCGCUUGGGCACAGGCGGGCGUGCCCACCCAGAGGCCCUGCUCCGUCAGGCUGCGGGGGGCAGAGUUGGUGUCCUGCUGGAAGAUAUUUGUCUACUCCCUAGCAGCCUCCUAGGGCUGCCCUGGCAAAGUGCCACAAACUGGGUGGCUUCAAACUCCAGACGUUGGUUCCCCCGUGGGAAGGGCAGUGCUCCCUGCGGAGGCUCUUCUGGCUGCAGGUGUCUCUCGGCUUGUGGCCGCCUCGCUCUGCCUCCGCCUCCUUCAUGUGGCCUCCCCAUGUCUGUGUCCUCAUCUCAGGGACACCCGUCGUUGGAGCUAGGCCAGCUCUAAACCAGGAGGAUCAGCUGGGCGCGGUGGCUCUCUCCAGUAAUCCCAGCACUCUGGGAGGCCGCGGCGGGAGGAUCACUUGAGCUCAGGAGUUCGAGACCAGCCUGAUCCCAUAGGACUUGGAGUCUAAUGGGCAGAAAGGCUCCGUGUGGGAAGAUGGGAAGUCCUGGAGACGGAUGCUGGUGAUGCAGCACAGGAGCACGCGUGUGCUUAGUGCCCUGGACGGUGCGCUUAGCGGUGGCUAAGACUCGCGUGAUCCACAGUGGUCUCAGGUGAAAGGAAAGUGCGGCCGUGAGGGAGGCCCGCCCUCUGACACAGCCGCGGGCAGCGCCAGGCAGGAUCAGCCCUCACUGUCCCUGGGACCCGUCCCCAGCCCAGCACUCCUGAUGCACGUUUGCUGGAGGAACGAGCAGCCUCCAGCCUCCACGCUGCCCACCCAGGCCCCAGACCUGCCGAGCUCGUGCUGUCCACCUGCUGUUGGGCUGGGAAGUGUCCCCCAGCACCUCUGCCUGGCGUGUCCUCAGGAAGGCCCCUCCGGCCCUAGGGACGGGCCAGCGGCUGGCAAAGGCCUGGGAAAGCCCUAAGGUGUUGGGGGGGAGAUUGAAAACUUCCCUAACAGCCCCUCCCCAUACCAAAAGUGCAUACGGUAAGGAACUUCCUUGCCCCCCCCACCCCGCCACCAGGACAGCCCGUAGGUGGACCCCGGGCUGGCCCUCCAACCAGCUGCCCUCCCUGGCAUACCCCUGGGUGCCACCGCAGCCAGUCCCCCUCCCGGAGCCGGUGGACAUGUGCCCGGGGUCUGCCUUCCACGUGGCUCUGGGCCCCUGCAGGAGCCUGCCCUGGGCCAGCCCUCGGGGCCAGUGGGGGGUCGGCAUCCACAGGUGAUUAGAGGCAUGUCUUGAAGGGCCGGUUCCAGGCCCAGGAAACAUCGUGUGGCCCCCACAGAGCUGCUGGCCUACGGGGGGCUCUCACCUCCUGGCAAAUCUGGGAUCCUCUGUGAGGUCAGUGCCUGGCCCAGGGCCCAGCGCGUGGCAGGAGUCGGGAAAGCCUGCAGACACUGUCCACACCCUCUUCAGCCCUUAGUGUGUCUCCCUGUCUGAAAUCCUUGCAUUAGAAUAUAACCCUUUGGAUUUAAAGUUUGUCUUCUGUUAAAAUGUAACUCUCCGCCUCACCCGGGAAUAGUCAGUCCAUCACACUUUAGUGUGAAUUAAUGGAUUGGACGGACAAGGGACAGUUGGUUUCUGGGACAAAGCAGAUAAUAGCCCAGAGAAGGCCCUCAGCUGACAAGAAGCCCGUGGUCCUGAUUCGCUGGGAACUGGCAGUUCUGCCAAGCCGUGGGAUUGGGCCCCGGGAGGAGGGCAGAGGGCAGGUGCAUCCCCCUCCACUGAGCUGCUCCGAACUUGGGUGGCCGGAGACUCCAAAGAUGGCCCGGCGUGGACAGCAGAGGCGUGUGAAGAUUGUCAGGUGUGGCGGGUUUGCAUUUGGAAACCAGUGGCUUUGGAGCGGCACAAAGGUGUUUCUAACCUGGUGGCAGUCCUUCAACGUCCCCUCCCUCGUCUCCUCACCCCCAGAUCCCGUCCUUCCCUUCUCUCCUUUCUGUUUCUGAGGGUGUGUUUGUGUCUCGCAGAGCAGGGUGCCGCUCCGGACACAACGCCUGCUUCCUUGGGAGCUGGGGUGACGAGUGCUGUCUGGGCGCCUUGUCUGCGGUCCCUGACUCAGCGCGGGCUCAGCGAGGGCCGAGGCUGCUUUCCCAGCCCCUGUGACAGCACCCCAGAGCACACAGUGGCGCUCAAUCGCGGCUUCCUGCUAGAAUCACAGAGCUGAGGUCUGGUUCCGAGGCUCAGAGUCCUUCCAGCCGUCCCACUCUGCUCUCCACCGUGGGGGCACCCCUGCCAGCCGCAGCGCACAGAGGUGACGAGGCCUGGACGCUGUCCCCGGGAGAGCGCCCUGUGCAGGGAGACCAGCUUCCCGCGGCACCCGACGCGGCAGGUGCUCGGGGAGCCGGGAUGCGGCGGGAGGAGCGCGAUGGGAGGUGCCAGCCUCGUGGGUCUCCCGUCUGCAGAGAGGACAGUGCAGGAACCCCGGGGACCGGGGCGCGCGGCCUGGGCCUGGCGCCAGGACCAGCCGCAUAAGUGUUGGCGGAAGGUUCUUCACACCCCAAGCCCAGCCACGAGUGCUGGGAUGGGAUGGGGACACAGAGGGGCAGUGGCCGGACAGCCACGUGGCCCCCACACCUCAGGGCUCUGGAAGCCUUGCCUGGGGGACCCCAGCCAUCCCUGUCAUGACCCUGGCUCCCCAGUAACGUGACCUUUUGCAGAAGGACGGGGGUGGGUUUGUCUGCUGGGCUCCCUGAGAGCUCAGGGUCUUUAACCCCGGCUGGGAGGGACCCUCACCGGGCAUGAGCCCAGAGUCUGCCCCUAGGGGCACCCAGACCCAGAGCCAGCAGCAGGGCAGGUGACUAGGCUGGACUUGCACAGCCAGUGCCCACCCCUGAGGGCCUGGCCAGGAGGGCCCUAGGGACCCGUGCUGGCCCCAAGCCUGGGGCCUACAGGUGGGCCCUGCUGGGUGGGCAGGCUGCCCACGUGCACGCAGGGCAGCAUCCUGUGUCCUGGGCACUGCCACCUUCGCAGGCGUAGUGGCUGGCUGGCUGUGGGUCUGCCUCCAGCAGCUCAGGGGCAGCCCCGUGCUGUUCCCGGCACAGCCUGGCACCGAGUAGGUGCCCGGUAAGCGAGGCGGCCGGGUGGGCAGCUGCCGGGUGCAGCCUUGUCUCUGAGACUCCGGCUCGAGGAGAAAGGCCCCUGCGUGUGUGUUUGCUGCAGAACGUGGGCCCAGUGGGCUUGGUGUCUUUCUCCUCCACCCCGCAUAGCAGCUCCAGGGAGCGGCACUUUCCAGAGAUUGAAGGCAAAAUUGCUUGAAAGCCUGUGCUUUUAUCCUCCAAUUUGUAGCCAUUUAGCUGGGCCGGGUGGAGGGGCAGCCAGGGCUCCGGCUGGGCUCUUGGCGCAGAAGCACCCAUGGCCGCAGAGACGGUGCUUUGUGCUUUGCCAGACAGCUCCAGCCUGCGGGACCCGCACCCACUGCGGGGCCAGGCUGGGGGGUGCGGGGUCUCCUGGGGGCCGGUGUCUGGCCUGCCGGAGGAGCCACGGGGCCUCCAGAGACAGGAGGGGCUCAGCCCUAAAGGUGACCCCUGCCACCACUGCUCCAGCCCUGGGCACACCCGGGCUGGGACGGAAUUAAUGGUGGGAGGCCCAGGUGUCCCCAGACUCACCUCCCUCUGGUCACUAAGGAAGGGCCCUCAUGUCUUCUGCCUAAGAAGAGGGUCCUGCCUCAAUCACGGGGGUCCCCUGGGCGUCUGGGGGAGUGAGAGCGGGGGCAGGCUGGAGCUUUGGAUUCUGGGGGAAGUUUUCCGGGAAGUUUGGGAAAUAAAAGUGCAGCCGCAGCUGUGGGGUGUGAGGAGAGGCCUGGAGCCCGAGGGGUUUUACCGAUAGUUCCCCUCCACAGCGUGGGGGGCAGAGUUGCCGGGCAAUGGUGCUUGUGUGCGGGGCCAUGCUGCCUCGUCCAGGUGGACCUGGCACCUGGCCGGGGGUGUGCCCAGGGUCCCGCAUGGCGCAGCAGCACCGUUGGGCGGGAGUGAGGGUCAGAGGGAGAAGGGCCCUCCAGGCUGGAGCGGGGACUCCCGGAGGGGUUGGCACCCGGCCCCCCAAGUUUGCAUCUCACUUAAGGGGGCUUGUCCUGUUUGCAAGUGGCCUCUGAGCACCUGGGUGGGGGCAGGCGUCUGCCUCCCCCGUGCAGGCCCCUGGGACCCGCGUAGCUGCCCUUAGGACAGAGGGCUCACGGCCAAGCUCGCGGAGGAGGGCACCGUCCCCCUUCCACGCUCCACCCUCCUCCCAGUGUCCCCAUCUCGCGCCCUCAGCCCCACCUCCAGGCCUCGCCUAGGCUGGCUUCUCUACCAAAGACAAGACCGCCCAGCCCAGCCCCCACACCCGGGGCGUGCCCCUGCAGUCCUGCCCCCCCCCACCCCGGCUCCGCACACAUGGGGUGGGCCAAGAUCCCAGGCCCGAGGUCUCGCCAGGGUGCAGCCGGGAAGGCCGACGAGCAUCCCGUCCUGCAUCCUCCGGGCUGCAGUGGGCCCCCACCCUCCAGCAGGAGCAUCUCCUCACCCUCGGGGUCUGGAGAGCUCGGGAGUCCCGUGAGCCCCUUCUGGGAUUAAGCCCUGCUGGGGCAGGUUGUCUCUGCCCGCGGCAGCCCCCGCUUAGAUGGAGACACCGAGCCCCGGGCCUCUCUCCAGCUGCUGGGAGGUCUCUCUCCUCCCUGGGGUCCUUGACCGAAGCACAGGGGCUGUGACUGCCCCAACAAGGUCCUUAGGAAUCAGCACCAAUAAAAAAAUACACUUUAUUGUGAUCUCAGGGUUUGCAGGGUGCGUAGCGGGCACGUGGUGGUGGCGCAUGCAGGCUGCCUGGCACGGGUGCACAGAACACGGAAGCGGCCCCUCUCUGGGCGUCCCCCAGGCCUGCUCUCCUGCUGACUGCCCUGCCAGCCUCAGGACCCCGAGGGCACGGCCGGGUCCCCUCCUCCCCAGUAAUCCCCCAGAAGUCCGGGCUGAGCAGAUGGAAAGGCUGGGGCAGGCUCUGGCAGGACCACAGGGCAGGCUCCGGCCAAUCUCCAGCCGCCAGGGCCCAGCGCCCCGGGCCGGGGGCGGAGCGGGCAGCAGCAGCUGGUGCAGCUCAGCCGGAAGCGCAGCAGAGGGAGGAGGGCGUGGGAGCCCACACCUGCCAAUCCAGCCCUGAGCUCCUCAGCAAUUCUGUCUCUCUUGAUUAAACAUCCAAGGAACAUCAA
Lemur catta (Ring-tailed lemur) is the source of this 9804-nucleotide messenger RNA. RefSeq names its product mitochondrial ribosome associated GTPase 2 (gene MTG2). The record is from RefSeq and is a predicted model, not a curated record. The transcript is spliced from 11 exons. NCBI's taxonomy places the organism in Eukaryota, Metazoa, Chordata, Mammalia, Primates, Lemuridae. Gene Ontology annotation, cellular component: mitochondrion. The coding region runs from base 1126 to 2346 and encodes 406 amino acids. Gene Ontology annotation, molecular function: magnesium ion binding; GTP binding; GTPase activity.